Rhinopithecus roxellana (golden snub-nosed monkey) is the source of this 327-nucleotide messenger RNA. RefSeq names its product 60S ribosomal protein L30-like. Bases 1 to 327 code for a protein of 108 amino acids. Lineage: Eukaryota; Metazoa; Chordata; Mammalia; Primates; Cercopithecidae. Gene Ontology annotation, molecular function: RNA binding; structural constituent of ribosome. Gene Ontology annotation, cellular component: cytosolic large ribosomal subunit. The transcript has a single exon. The record is from RefSeq and is a predicted model, not a curated record.
AUGAAAAAGUCGCUGGAGUCAAUUAAUUCUCGGCUCCAACUCAUGGAAAGUGGAAAGUACAUGCUGGGGUACAAGCAGACUCUAAAGAUGAUCAGACAAGGCACAGCAAAAUUGGUCGUCCUUGCUAACAACUGCCCAGCUUUGAGGAAAUCGGAAAUAGAGUACUAUGCAAUGUUGGCCAAAAUUGGUGUCCAUCACUACAGUGGCAAUAAUAUUGAACUGGGCACAGCAUGUGGAAAAUACUACAGAGUACGCACACUGGCGCUGACUGAACCAGGUGAUUCCACUAUCAUUAGAAGCAUGCCAGAACAGACUGGUGGAAAGUAA